This is a messenger RNA of Acanthosepion pharaonis, 1626 nucleotides long. The record is from the annotation of a GenBank genome assembly. NCBI's taxonomy places the organism in Eukaryota, Metazoa, Mollusca, Cephalopoda, Sepiida, Sepiidae.
AUGUUUGCUUUCUUUCAUUUCUUUUCCUUUUCGCCUCUUCCUUCUUGGAAAGACGCAGAUACUCUCUCUCUCUCUCUCUCUCUCUCUCUCUCUCUCUCUCUCUCUCUCUCUCUCUCUCUCUCGCUUAAAUGCAGUGAAUAUGUCCUUCGUUUUUGUUUGUCCUUUUUUCCAUGCGAUUCUGAUUUUUUUCUCUUUUUCUUAUUUUUAUUUUUUUCCUUAUAUUCUGCUUUUCUGCAUUUUUUAUUUUAUUCCUUUCUAUUCUCUUUUUCCCAGUUUUUCUCUGUUUCACUUUCUUCCUGCUUCUUUCAUGCUUAUCUACUUGAUUUCCAUCUCUGUGGUUUUGCUUCUUUUUUUCUGUUUCUUCAUUUUCCUGCUUCUAUUACUUUUGCUGCUAUUUUUCAUUUUUUUUUUUUUUUUGCAUCUUUUAUUUUCCCUUUUUCUGCUUUUUUCUUUUUUUUUCCUUUUUCUGUUACUUUUCCUUUUUAUGCUAUUUUUUCUUUUCUCUACUUUUUUCUCUGCUCUUCUCCAUUUUUUCCUUUUUCAUUAUCAUGUUUUUCUGCUUAUUUGCUUUAUCUCAUUUUUCGUUUUUCUUCAAUUUUUUUUUUUUUUUCCUUUUUAUGCUUUUUUCCUUUUUCUGCUUUUAUUUUCCAUUUUUUUUUCCUGCUAUUCUAUUUUUCCCCUUUUAUUGACAUCAUUUUUUCUGCUUUUCCUGUUUAUCUGAUUUCUUUUUCUUUCUUUUUUUUCUUUUUUCUACUUAUUCUUAUUCUGUUUUCUCUUCUUCUUCUUUCGCUUUUUCUAUUUGAUGCUUCUUUUUUUUUUUUUUUUUUAAACUUUUCAUGUUUUUCUUCUUUUUCUUCUAUUUUUCCGUUUUGUUGCCUUUCUGCAUUUUUUACGUUUUCUCUAUUUUUCCUAUUAUUGCUUUUUCUAACGUCUCUCUCUCUCUCUCUCUCUCUCUCUCUCUCUCUCUCUCUCUCUCUCUCUCAUUUUUCAUUUUCUGUUUUUUUCAUUUUUCUCAAUUUUUCUUUUUUUUCCUUAUUCUCUUAUUUUUUUAUUAUUUAUGUUUUAUUCCUCCUUUUUUUCUUUUCUUCUUGCUACUUUUUCCACAUUUUACUCUUUUCGACAUAUAUCACUUUUGUGUUAUUUAUAACUUUUCAGCAUUUUUCCUUUUUCACGUUCUUUUCCAUUUUCUGCUUUUUUUCCUAUAUCUUCAUUUUUUUUUAUACUUAUUCUUACUCUUUCUUCUUUUUUUUUCUUGCUUUUCUGAUAUUUUUCCAUUUUUUCCUGUUUCAGCUUCUUUCCUUUAUUUCUUUUUCAAAAUUUUUAUCUAUCCACGAUUUCUUUUCUACUAUCUUUCAUAUUUAUGGGGUUUUUUUUUCCAUUUUCUCCUCUUCGGCAUUUUUUCAGUUUUACUGUUUCUGUUUUUUCUUUCUUGCUUUUUUAUUUUUUUUUUCGUUUUUUAUGUUUUUGUUUUUUUUUUUCGUCUUUUUUUCCCCCCUUUUUUGCUUGUUUUCUAUUCCUGAUAUUUUUCGAUUUUACCUUUUCUGUUAUUUUCUAUUUUUUCUUUUUUAUUCUUUUCUGCUUUUACACUUUUUCUUUCCUCCAUUUCUACUAUUUUCAGUUUUUUGA